AUGACUAUAUCAAACUCAGAUACUGAUGAGCUUACAUCUGCAUCAGAGUCUUCAACAUCUGCAUCUUUAUCUUCAACUGUAAACUCUUCUUUUUCUACCAGUAUUUCUAGUAAUUUAAAUUCUUCAAAUAAUUCAAAUGGAUUAGUAAAUAGUCAAAAUAUUUAUAAUAAUAAUAAUAAUAAUAAUAAUAAUAAUAAUAAUAAUAAUAAUAAUAAUAAUAAUAAUAAUAAUAAUAAUAAUAAUAAUAAUAAUAAUAAUAAUAAUAAUAAUAAUAAUAAUAAUAAUAAUAAUAAUAAUAAUAUACCAGUUAUAACAACCACCACUACAACAACAACAACAACCACAAAAAUAAAUACCAAUUUAAUUUCAAAUAUAAAUUUAACGCCUUUCCAAAAUAAACAAACACCACCUCCAUCACCAAGAUCAAUACAAGGUCCAACGAUAUCACCAAGGACAUUAUCAAUUAUAAAUAAUAAUAUCAAUAAUAAUAAUAAUAAUAAUAAUAAUAAUAGUAAUAAUAAUAACAAUAAUAAUAAUAAUAAUAAUAAUAAUAAUAAUAAUAAUAAUAAUAAUAAUAAUAAUAAUAAUAAUAAUAAUAAUAAUAAUAAUAAAAGAAAUAGUGGAGGUAGUAAUUUAAGUACAAAUAAUAGCGCAAGUAAUAGUAAAAGGAAUAGUAAAAAUUCUACAUCAAUGAUGAUGAUGAUGAAUGAAGAAGAUUAUAUAGAUUUUAAUAUAAAUUUAACAAAUAAAUUUAAGAAUGAAUUGAAUGGUGGAACUAGUAGUGGAAGAUCAUCAUACAGUGAGGAGGAUGAUGAUAGAUCAAGUAAUUAUGAUGGAGGUUGUGGCUCAACUACAUCAAAAUCCAAUAGAUCAUCGAUAGGACAUAGCGAAACAUUGUUAGGAAUAUCAAGAAGUGAUAGUAGUAGUAGUAGUGGUGGUUUCAAUAGUAGAUCGAGUACAAUUGAUGGUGAAAAUCAAGCACUAACCAAUUCAAAUUCAGUAUUAUUAAGAGUUAAAUUUCCAGAAUCACAUCAAAUCAUCACGAAAAUCCUAAGAUUACCAUUAGCAUCGACAAUUAAAGAAUGCCUCUAUAGAAUUCAUCAAAUGGUAGGAUUGGAUAAUUAUAAACAAUGUUCAAUUUGUUAUAAUCAAUCAACGCUUUCGCCAACUACAUUGUUAUCAACAUUGUUUAGUGGUGAUGAUUCAGUGGUACCAACAAUUGAAAUUAAAGUGACCAGUGGUAGUAAUAAAUCAUCACCUCGUCCAAUUUUAGCUCACACUUCAUCUGUACAGUCAUUGAUUCAAGGUGUUUCAAUUAAAAAGAAAGCAUUAUCCAAUGGUCAAUCACCAAAGGAUACAAUGUUAUUUCAACCACCACAUCCAUCCUAUACAAAAGAUUUGGAUGGUUUAUUUUGGGCAACUUCUCCUAAUCAUCCAAAUAAAUCAAUUCCCUGUCUCUAUCAUAAAUGGAAGAGUAGAGAUGGUAAAUUCGAUUCAAAGUUAACCAUACUCUAUAGUGGUGGAAAUUUGGAAGAUAUUGGUCUUACCAGAAAAUAUAUGAAAAUACUUUCAAACAUACUACAAGUUAAUAUAUUUUGUUAUGAUUCCACUGGUUAUGGUUUAAAUGCUGGUAAACCUUCAUUAAAAGAAUCUUUAGAAGAUAUUUUUAUCAUUUUUAAUUAUUUAACAAAUUCUUUAAAAAUCAAUUCCAAAAAUAUAAUUUUAAUGGGUAAAUCAAUUGGUACAAUUUCAACAUUAAAAUUUGCGAGUGAAUUAUUUCCAAAAGUUUUAAAAGCAAAUAGUAGUGGUAAAUCAUCAACAGCAUCACCCAUUGAAUCAUGUAAACAGUAUAAAUCUGUGGGAGGUAUUAUAUUAUUAAAUUCAUUUGGACCUGGUGGUGUUAGUGAUAACAUUGUAAAUGUAUUAUUAUCGUUAGAUGCCUUUGAUCAUCUAAAGAGAGUUGAGAGGAUAACAUGUCCCGUCCUAUUGAUUCACUCUGAGGAUGAUCAAAUUGUAAAUGUAAAAUGCUCAAAGAAAUUAGCAAAACUUUUCAAUAACCUACAUAAAUUCACCAUGGUAAAAGAGGCUGGCCAUUGGAAUUUAGAGACUCAUUAUUUGGACGAUUAUGAAGAUGAUUUGAUAGAAUUUGUCAAACUGGUCUCACCUGAGCAAUUCGCCAAUAGAAAAGAAAGAGAUGAACCACCAAGUUAUUCAAUGUCUCCAAAUAAAAUCGUCGGUAGUUGGUUGGAUCGAUUAGAAUUAUCUCAAUACACUCAAAACUUUUUACAAUUUGGUUAUUUCGAUAUGGUUUCAAUUUCAACUCUAGACGAUGUUUCCCUUUUGGAAAUGAUUGGAAUCACUGAUCAAAAUCAUAUCUCAAUCUUUACAAAAGAAAUUCAAAAAAUAACAAACUCUCUAUACGGUAGUAUGGUUAGUACAUGUACAAACAUUAGUAAUGGUAGUAGUGGUAUCAAUUCAAGUACAAGUGGUAGUUCCCCAAGUUCUACAACUCCUUCAACUAGAAAUUCUGCAAAUUUAGAUGAUUUCACUACUACUACUUCUACUACUAAUAAUAAUAAUAAUAAUAAUAAUAAUAAUAAUAAUAAUAAUAAUAAUAAUAAUAAUAAUAAUAAUUGUGGUGAUUUGAUUACUGCAACUAUCAACCAAACAAAUUGUUGUUCUUUGGAUAAUUGUAAUAAUACUUCAACAACAUCUAAUAAUAAUUAA
This is a messenger RNA of Dictyostelium discoideum AX4, 2727 nucleotides long. RefSeq lists its product as hypothetical. Lineage: Eukaryota; Evosea; Eumycetozoa; Dictyosteliales; Dictyosteliaceae. The record is from RefSeq and is a predicted model, not a curated record. Bases 1 to 2727 code for a protein of 908 amino acids. The transcript has 2 exons.